Molecule: messenger RNA, 564 nt
Organism: Penicillium verhagenii
Lineage: Eukaryota; Fungi; Ascomycota; Eurotiomycetes; Eurotiales; Aspergillaceae
Product: RidA family protein
Exons: 3
Coding region: 1-564 (187 amino acids)
Cellular component (GO): cytosol
Molecular function (GO): deaminase activity
Source: RefSeq, a predicted model, not a curated record
AUGGAUAAAUCUGCAAUUGAUCACUUUCCAAACAUCCCCGAAGGCACCACGCAGCAUCAAUCUGGUGGCAAUACAUACAUCAAGCCCCGCAACCUUCCAAAGAAACCCGCAAUGUCUCAUCUCCAAUACUUCUCAUACAAAGGCCUCGGCGAGAGAAAUUGCCAGAAAUUCAGAUACAGCCAAGCGGUCCGAAUUGGCGACCGGAUAGAAUGCGCAGGUCAAGGCGGCUGGGACCGUGAAACAGGCGAGUUCUACAAGGAAAUCAAUGCCCAGAUCGACCAAGCAUUCGCCAAUGUCGAACAUAACCUCCAAGAUGCCGGCGGCGAGGGCUGGAACCAGGUUUUUCGGGUCAACUCAUAUCAUGUGCCUAUCAAUGAUGAGGCUUUGGCGGCUAUGGUCAGAAACUUUGAGAAGUAUAUGCCUGGGCAUCAGCCCAUUUGGACUUGUGUUGGGGUUAGUCGUCUUGGGGAGGAUGAUAUGCGGGUUGAGAUUGAAGUGGUGGCGCAUGUGCCUAAUUCCAAUGAGGUGGGUCAGCCGCUGGCCCCCAUGGGCGGAAAGGCCUAA